AGGCGCCCCCCACCUGCCCAGCCCGGCCCGCCGCCGCGGGGAGCCGGCCGGCCUGGGGUUCGCUCCCGGGGGGGAGGGCAGUUUCGGGGGUCCCGGGCGGGGGAGUCGCGAGCCAGAGGGGAGGGGGCGGCGGGUUUUCAUGUGCCCAGCAUGAGCUCCUACUUCGUCAACCCCCUGUUCUCCAAGUACAAAGGCGGCGAGUCCCUGGAGCCGGCCUAUUACGACUGCCGCUUCCCGCAGAGCGUGGGCCGGAGCCAUGCGCUGGUGUACGGGCCCGGCGGCUCGGCGCCCGGCUUCCAGCACGCCUCGCACCACGUCCAAGACUUCUUCCACCACGGCACCUCGGGCAUCUCCAACUCGGGCUACCAGCAGAACCCGUGCUCGCUGAGCUGCCACGGAGACGCCUCCAAAUUCUAUGGCUACGAGGCGCUCCCCAGACAGUCCCUUUAUGGGGCUCAGCAAGAGGCGAGCGUGGUGCAAUAUCCCGACUGUAAAUCCUCUGCCAACACUAACAGUAGCGAAGGACAAGGCCACUUAAAUCAAAACUCGUCUCCCAGCCUCAUGUUUCCAUGGAUGAGACCCCACGCUCCGGGGCGGCGCAGCGGAAGGCAAACUUACAGCCGGUAUCAGACCUUGGAACUAGAAAAGGAGUUUCUCUUUAAUCCUUAUUUGACACGAAAGCGCCGGAUUGAAGUCUCUCACGCCCUGGGACUGACUGAGAGACAAGUGAAGAUCUGGUUCCAGAACCGAAGGAUGAAGUGGAAAAAGGAAAACAACAAGGAUAAACUGCCCGGAGCCCGAGAUGAGGAGAAGGUAGAGGAAGAAGGAAACGAGGAAGAGGAGAAAGAAGAGGAGGAAAAGGAAGAAAACAAGGACUGAGCAAAAAGAGAGAGACACCCCCCCCCACUUUAGCAACUCCCUUGAAGUUUGGUUUUAUGGUAGCGGAUAAAUUGAGAAGUUUACGACUGUCAUUUGCUUUUAUAGAGAAUAGAAUGACACUCACAACUCUAACUACCUGUCAGAUACUUGCAGCUCUGGUUUUAUUACCUUUGGACUUCCCCCCAUCUUUAUUUGUUUGGGGGCUGGAGCAGGGGGGAGACGGAAGACACAGCAGAAAGUUCCUCCGAGUCUCCGUCUCAGUCGUGGCCCCAACACACACACACUUGUCCCUCCCCCCAGCCCCCACCUCCACCCCUUCUGAGUCCUCCCUGGAUUUUAAGGUCUGAGACCUGGGCUCUUGGCCCUUCUCCCGGCCCCCUUCUUGCCAUCCCCCCACCUCCCUGCUUCUCUGGUAUUUAUUUUAGAGGGGAGCCCUCCCCCCCUCAAAAUGCGGAAGAAGACUCGUGGCUUUGUGUUCAUGCUAGGACUAGUGUGUUAGAUUGACUUUUUUUUUUUUUUUUUCCCCAAAGGAAAGAAAAAGCGA
Messenger RNA from Phacochoerus africanus (Common warthog), 1423 nucleotides. RefSeq names its product homeobox C8 (gene HOXC8). Gene Ontology annotation, biological process: regulation of transcription by RNA polymerase II. Lineage: Eukaryota; Metazoa; Chordata; Mammalia; Artiodactyla; Suidae. The transcript is spliced from 2 exons. Gene Ontology annotation, cellular component: nucleus. The coding region runs from base 151 to 879 and encodes 242 amino acids. Gene Ontology annotation, molecular function: RNA polymerase II transcription regulatory region sequence-specific DNA binding; DNA-binding transcription factor activity, RNA polymerase II-specific. The record is from RefSeq and is a predicted model, not a curated record.